AGCUGGAGGGAAGUGGGCGCCCGCGAGUGGGGCAGCUGGGGUGGCAGCAGCAGUGCCAGGGGCACUGGGUGCACUGGGAGGGUUCCGGCAGUGCUAACGGGACCGGGCGACACUGCAGCGCUCACCGAGGCAGCUGGGGGCCGGGGUACGAUGACGCGGGAGUGGCAGGGAGGCAGAGGGUGUGGAGGGUGCUCUUGGCUGGGGUAACUGGGGGCCUGUGUCGGGGAACCCCUUCCCCACUGACCCCCAUGGCAGGGCUGUCCUCAGGAUGCUGGCGCGGGGCCGGCGCCUGCUGGGCUACUGGAAGCCGCUGUUCAGCGGCCGCCUGCUGCUGCUGACCAACACGGCGAGCUGCGGCGUGCUGCUGGCCACCGGCGACACGCUGCAGCAGGCCUGGCACCGCCGGCGCCACCCGGACAGCGAGCCCCAGCUGGCCCGUACAGGGCGCAUGUUCGCCGUGGGCUGCAGCAUGGGGCCCCUGAUGCACUUCUGGUACCUCUGGCUGGACGCUGCCUUCCCUGCCCGCGGCGUGCGGGGCAUGAAGACUGUGCUGAAGAAAGUCCUCAUCGACCAGCUGGUGGCAUCGCCUGUCCUGGGCGUCUGGUACUUCCUGGGCAUGGGCACCCUGGAGGGACAAUCGCUAGAGGAGAGCUGGGAGGAGCUGAAGGAGAAAUUCUGGGAGUUCUACAAGCUGCUCAACUUCCUCUUCGUGCCGCCCACGUUCCGAGUGGUGUACGUCAACGUGGUCACGCUGGGCUGGGACACCUACCUGUCCUACCUCAAGCACCGGCCUGGCAAUCCCCCACGCCCCGAGCAGGACUCGCCGCGGCAGAGCCCACGUGGAGUGGAGAUGUAGAGUGAGCUGCUUCUGAGAACCACAGCAUUCCACAGCCUCCUGCCCACAGUGGGUGGUUUUCUGGGCAUCGCAGUGGCUGUGGCUCAGUGCACCCAAGGGAGGUGCCAGAGACCACUGCAGCUGGGCCUGGCAGCUGGGCCAUCUGCCCUAGGUGGUCAGAGCUGCAGCUCAGGAAGACGAUUUCUGUUCACCCACAGGAGCUGCCACAGCCACACUCAGCCUCUGGCUGCCCAGGGAGGGUCCUGGUGCUCUCCCUCUGCUCCAGCCAGGUGCUGCACCCUUCUCCAGGGCAAGGCUGGCCCUUUGCUCCCCUCCAGCACCCUCCUCUGCUCCCAUCCACCCAGGCGCCUGCCUUGCUCCCUCCUUGGCUGCGUGGCAGAGCGUUGCUGCCUCUUCCCGGUCCUUUCCCUGCUGCCUCCAAGCUGAAGACGUCCCUCAGCUCCUUUUCACUCCACCUGGCACCCACCUCCCUGGUGCCAGGCGUGGGCAUGGCUGCAGCCGCCCCAGUGCUAUAAAAAUCAGGCUGUGAGCGCUGCGGUAGCGUCGCCACGGAGGCGGCUGGGGGGUUUCUAAGGCAAAGUUCUGGCAGCAUUUGGACCUUGGCAGCACUCUUCGUGGCAGCCCUGCAGCUCCCUGGGGUGAGCUGGACACUCACACCAUAACCCAGGAACUUACUUCCAGCAGUGAUGGAAAA
This is a messenger RNA of Pogoniulus pusillus (Red-fronted tinkerbird), 1550 nucleotides long. It is a transcript of the gene MPV17L2, whose product is annotated as MPV17 mitochondrial inner membrane protein like 2. Gene Ontology annotation, biological process: cellular response to reactive oxygen species; mitochondrial ribosome assembly. Gene Ontology annotation, cellular component: membrane; mitochondrion; cytoplasm. Lineage: Eukaryota; Metazoa; Chordata; Aves; Piciformes; Lybiidae. The record is from RefSeq and is a predicted model, not a curated record. The transcript has 5 exons. The coding region runs from base 269 to 856 and encodes 195 amino acids.